AUGAGAGUCUCAACCCCUCCGGCGCCGUCGCCUCAUGUCGAUGACCACCGCAUUUCCACUACCGGCUACCGCGAUGCCGAGUCUCUCUUCCGCUCUAAGCCCAUUGCCGAGAUCCGGAACACCGAAUCCGCCACUCGUAAGCAGAUCGACGACAAGAAAGAGGAGCUCCGUCAACUCGUCGGUAACCGUUACCGUGACCUCAUAGACUCCGCCGACUCUAUCGUCAACAUGAAAUCUUCGUGCAAUGCGAUUUCCGCUAACAUCACCGCGGUUCACGAUCACAUCCGUUCGCUUUCUCAAUCGCAAUCGCAAUCGCAAACCAAGCUCCAUUCGCAGUCCCGAGCCUGGACAUACGGUAUUGCUUGCCGUGUGAAGUAUCUUGUUGAUACGCCGGAGAAUAUAUGGGGCUGCCUUGAUGAAGGUAUGUUCCUUGAGGCUGCUUCGCGAUACUCCCGUGCGAAGCACGUGCAUCAGCGGUUGUUUCUUGAUUCCGAUGAGCAUAAGAUCAAGAUGUUGUCCAAUUUUCCUCUUCUUCAGCAUCAGUGGCAGAUCGUUGAGAGUUUUAGAGCUCAGAUCUCGCAGCGUAGCCGUGACCGUUUGCUGGAUCGAGGUCUCCCCAUUGAUGCAUAUGCUGAUGCCCUUGCUGCUGUAGCUGUUAUUGACGAGUUUCAGCCGGAGAAGGUGUUGGAUUUGUUUCUAGAAUCAAGGAAAUCGUGGAUAUCACAAAUUUUGGGUAAUGCUGGUGCCGGUGAUGAUUCCUCUUUGGUGGUUUCUGUCUUGUGUGAUGUGUUGGGAAUAAUUCAGGUCAGCGUGGGUCAGGUGGGUGAGUUGUUUCUGCAAGUGUUGAAUGAUAUGCCCCUUUUCUACAAAGUCAUUCUAGGAUCUCCCCCUGCUUCGCAAUUGUUUGGCGGGAUUCCAAAUCCUGAUGAGGAAGUUAAGCUUUGGAAGUCAUUUAGAGAUAAGUUGGAAUCGGUUAUGGUAAUGCUUGACAAGCGUUACAUUGCUGAUACUUGUUUUGCUUGGUUGAAGGAAUGUGUAAAUAAGAUAAGUGGAAGAAAUUUAAUUGAUGCCAUUGCCAGUGGCCAGGAGCUUGCCUCUGCUGAGAAAUCAAUAAGGGAGACAAUGGAAAGUAAACAAGUUCUACAGGGGAGUUUGGAAUGGCUGAAAAGUGUUUUUGGAUCUGAGAUUGAGUUGCCUUGGAGUAGGAUUCGGGAACUCGUUUUGGAAGAUGAUUCUGAUCUUUGGGAUGAGAUAUUCGAGGACGCUUUUCUUGGUAGGAUGAAAGCAAUCAUUGACUUGAGAUUUAGAGAGCUAACUGACACUGUUGAUGUGGUGAACACAAUUUCUGCAGUAGUUAACUCUUUCACCAAACAGAUUGAUGGUCAGCUGUACUUGACCAGACCUUAUACAGCAGGUGGUGUUUGGUUUCUAGAAUCCAAUGCCAAAAAAACUGGAGUUGCUUCUGGGUUCAAAGUCCACCCUGAAGAGAACGAAUUUCUGUCUUGUCUUAAUGCCUAUUUUGGUCCUGAAGUAAGCCGAAUCAGGGACGCAGUUGACAUUUCAUGUCAGAGCAUCCUUGAGGAUCUAUUAAGUUUCUUAGAAUCUCCAAAGGCCUCCCAAAGAUUAAAGGAUCUAGCACCAUAUCUGCAAAGUAAAUGUUAUGAAAGUGUGUCUUCUAUAUUGAUGGCAUUGCAAAAAGAACUUGACAGUUUAUACAGCUCAAUGGAAAGUGGUGACAAGGAGGUACCAACAACUGUUACUGUUGAAAAAUCCCUUUUCAUUGGGAGGUUAUUGUUUGCAUUCCAAAACCAUUCUAAACAUAUACCCUUGAUACUUGGUUCUCCCAGAUUUUGGGCCAGUGGGAAUGCAUCUUCAGUUGGGAAAUUACCAUCUCUGGUGAAACAUUCUCGUUUUGUAUCUGAUCCUGCUAUCUGUGAUAGUCCAGGAAAACAAACAAGCCUUGGCUCUAAAAGGCAAAAUUCUUCUGCCACAGCUGCCUUAUUUGGAGCAAGAGAAGGUGCAAGCCCUGAGUUAGAAGAACUGAAUAAGACUAUAGGGGAUCUUUGCAUAAGAGCCUACAACUUGUGGAUACUAUGGAUGUCAGAUGAGCUUGCUGCUAUUGUCUCUCAGGAUCUUAAACAAGAUGAUGCCUCAACUUUGAACACGCCUGGGAGGGGAUGGGAGAAUAUUGCAGUCAAGCAAGAUCAGUCAGAUGAGAACCAAUUGGAAAUGAAAAUAUCUCUUCCAUCUAUGCCUUCUCUAUAUAUAAUCUCAUUUCUAUUUAGAGCGUGUGAAGAAGUUCACCGAGUUGGAGGUCACGUACUUGACAAGAAGAUUUUGCAUAAACUUGCAUCAAGAUUAUUGGAAAAGGUGGUUGGAAUCUUUGAGGCCUUCCUUUCCACUGAAGUGGGUGAUGCUCAUCAAGUGACAGAAAAAGGAGUCUUGCAGCUUUUGUUAGAUGUCAAAUUUGUCAUUGAUGUUCUCUCUGGUGGUGAUUCUAAUUCGGUUGGGGAAUUAUCAAGUAACCCAAAGGCAAAGCCAUCUCUCAGAAGAAAGCAGGGCCAAAAUUUGACAAUCUCAGCCAUUAGAGAACGGUCGAAUCAGUUGUUAAACCGGCUUUCUCAAAGACUGGAUCCUAUAGACUGGCUUACGUAUGAACCUUAUCUUUGGGAGAAUGAGAAGCAGUCAUAUCUACGGCAUGCUGUUCUUUUUGGUUUCUUUGUGCAACUUAAUCGAAUGUACACAGAUACUGUUCAGAAACUGCCUACUAAUUCAGAAUCUAAUACUCUGAGGUGUUCUACAGUUCCCCGGUUUAAGUACCUCCCCAUCAGUGCUCCAGCUAUGUCCUCUAGAGGGCCAAAGAAAUCAUUCACCCCAUCUUCAAAUGAAAUCUCUUCAAGAAGUUCAUGGAAUUCAAUUACAAAUGGAGAGCUUUCUCAAAAGAUAAAUUUGGAUGACAGCUCAAGUCUUGGGGUGGCAGCACCAUUUUUGAAGUCUUUCAUGCAAGUUGGAAGCAGGUUUGGGGAGAGUACUUUUAAACUGGGAUCAAUGCUAACAGACGGGCAAGUUGGUAUUUUUAAGGAUAGGUCUGCAGCGGCUAUGUCCACAUUUGGAGAUAUUCUACCUGCGCAGGCAGCUGGUCUUCUUUCAUCUUUUACAGCUCCAAGGUCAGAUUCAUGA
Messenger RNA from Vicia faba (fava bean), 3180 nucleotides. The record is from the annotation of a GenBank genome assembly. Lineage: Eukaryota; Viridiplantae; Streptophyta; Magnoliopsida; Fabales; Fabaceae.